Messenger RNA from Phyllostomus discolor (pale spear-nosed bat), 2832 nucleotides. It is a transcript of the gene RND3, whose product is annotated as Rho family GTPase 3. Gene Ontology annotation, biological process: small GTPase-mediated signal transduction. Gene Ontology annotation, molecular function: GTP binding; GTPase activity. The coding region runs from base 319 to 1053 and encodes 244 amino acids. Lineage: Eukaryota; Metazoa; Chordata; Mammalia; Chiroptera; Phyllostomidae. The transcript is spliced from 5 exons. The record is from RefSeq and is a predicted model, not a curated record.
GGAGGCGGAUCAGUUUCCUUCUCUCAUUGAGAAAGAAGAGGAUUGGAAGACCGAGCGUAUAAAGCCGCGCAGAGAGCGUGAAACAAAGCAGUCGGAUCGGAAUUGGACUUGAGGAGCGAGGUGUGGAGUCAGGCAUAAAACUUGUUGGAGGGGAGUAACGAGCCUGCUCCUCCAGCUCUCCUCGUCUGCGCCGCGCUUCAGGGGUCCUCACCAGCCUUGCAAUUUAUUUUUAUAUCUACUUUUUAUAGAAAUAGAAAUAUAUAUAUUUUUUCCUCUUAAGAGAAAAUUCCUGUUCUAAGAGAAAAUAAGACAAGAUCAAUGAAGGAGAGAAGAGCCAGUCAGAAAUUAUCCAGUAAAUCUAUCAUGGAUCCUAAUCAGAACGUGAAAUGCAAGAUAGUAGUGGUGGGAGACAGUCAGUGUGGGAAAACCGCGCUGCUGCACGUCUUCGCCAAAGACUGCUUCCCCGAGAAUUACGUCCCUACAGUAUUUGAGAAUUACACGGCCAGUUUUGAAAUCGACACACAAAGAAUAGAGUUGAGCCUGUGGGACACUUCGGGUUCUCCUUAUUACGACAACGUCCGGCCCCUCUCUUACCCAGACUCGGAUGCCGUGCUGAUUUGCUUUGACAUCAGUAGACCAGAGACUCUGGACAGUGUCCUAAAAAAGUGGAAAGGUGAAAUCCAGGAGUUUUGUCCCAACACCAAAAUGCUCAUGGUUGGCUGUAAGUCUGACCUGCGAACAGAUGUCAGUACAUUAGUGGAGCUCUCAAACCACAGACAGACACCAGUGUCCUACGACCAGGGGGCAAAUAUGGCCAAACAGAUUGGAGCAGCCACUUACAUUGAAUGCUCAGCAUUACAGUCAGAAAACAGUGUCAGAGACAUUUUUCAUGUUGCCACCUUGGCAUGUGUAAACAAAACAAAUAAAAACGUUAAACGGAACAAAUCGCAGAGGGCCACAAAGCGCAUUUCACACAUGCCCAGCAGACCUGAACUCUCGGCAGUUGCCACGGACUUACGAAAGGACAAGGCGAAGAGUUGCACUGUGAUGUGAAUCUCCUGUUAUCUUCAAUGAGGACAAAGAAAUUUAGUGUAAAAAAUCACCACCAACAAAACAAAAAGAUGAAGUCUGAAUGAAGUGCAUAGCCAAAGUCACAUAUUCUGGAGGCUUGGGAGGCAUUUGAAAGGAUACUCAUCUUUUUGGAAUCCUGUCCUUAGGUUCAGCAUGUAGGGAACAAGUGGUGAGAAGUGAAUACGUUGAAGAGUUCUGAAGUGUGACUUGAGAAAUACGCCAAAAAAGAGAGAUUCAGAUGGGCUAGAGGUAGAUGAGGAGGAAUGCGAGUACCUCCAAGAAGAAAAAUCCCGCUCUGAAUGGUGCUUGCGUUAUUGUUUUCUUUGUUAUAACCUAUUCAUGAAUCUCUACUUUGAUUUAAUUUUUAAAUGUUUUAAUCUCCUUUACAAAAAGUAUAUAUUAAUAUACCGUCCUCAUUGGGGAACUGGCACUGUGACCUUAGCGUUUAGUUUUCUAGAGGAUGUGAUCUAAUUUCCUUCUAGCUCAUCAUUAAAAUGGAAAUUGUAUCGGGACCCAUGGGAUAUCCAGAGGAAAAGUUUGUGAGGCUUUGAAAUCUUGCCUUCCUGGAGAUAGCUGAGCGAGAUGGCUCUAAAGAAGGGCUUUUGCAGUCUUGCAAGAUAUGCAGACAAGCACUGCUACAAAGAUUGAAUAGAUCAAAUAGAAAAAAGUGUUGAUUUUUAUUCAGUCUGAUGGUUUUGUUCAUGGUUGUGAUUGUCCUUAAAAAGUGGUAAAUUGCUCAAGGUAAUAUUUUUGUGCGCUGUUUAGAAAAGAGUGUGAUUUUUUUUUUUGCCAUCGUUAAUGAAAAUGCAAAGUCAAAUGAAAGGUGUCUUGGUUUGACGUCAUAGAAUGAGUGAUCCAAGGAGGAAAAAUGUAGGUACUAUUUUCACCUGAAGAAAUAAUGAAGGAAUAGUAGCAGAAAGCACAGUUUGUAAGUAAAGCUGUCUGGAAUUGUUACCAAAAGUACAAAGCAAAAGGCCUAUUAUGUGGGGGAUGAAGUUCCAAAGUUGGCAGCAUCUGAUGAUCUGUUGGUUUAGUUCACUUUCUUUAAAUGAACAUGAUAAGAGAAGGACCCUCUUGCCCAAGCUUUAGAGAAUCCUUAGUGAAAAAUUAUGUAAUACCCACCCUGACACUAUACCAGCCACGUCAGGAGAGUGAUUGCUAAACCUCACUUAACCAGAUAUCCUGCCGAGGCCCCUGUUCAAUACUUGAUCACUGUUGUUACAUAAAAUAAUCAGCAUUUAAAAUAGUUUACAGAUAUUUUCAAUCAGUUCCUUUUAAAGCUUCUUUCAGAGAAGAGACCAGAUCUGACCUGUUGGUGCUUGUUGAAAACGAGCUUUUUUUCCCAAUGAUAAAGCUUCAUUUUUGAAGUGUUGAAGCUGUUGCUCCCAUUAAAGUGUGGCAGGAGAGGAGAUUAAGGUAAUUACCACAUUUAGUUCUAUGUCUUACAAGCACUUUGUUUUGUCUCUGCAAGAAAAUACCAUUCCAGCCAUUUCCCACGAAAUACAGGCAUUUUACCAACAAAAUAUGCUUUGACUGAUGCAGCAUUAUGCUUUGGGCAGUAUUACAAAAUAGCUGGCAAGUGCUUUCUGUAUUUAAAUAUUGUAAAAAGAAAAUAAGUUAUAACUGUUAUAAAGCAGAACUUCUGUUGCAUUUUUUUUAAUGUUGAAGUCAAUUUGUAUGUUUGGUCAAUGUUUCUGCAGUAUUUAUUAAAACAUACUUUUUUUUCCUUCAAAUAAAAAAGUAACCAUGUCUUUGUCUAAA